Triticum aestivum (bread wheat) is the source of this 970-nucleotide messenger RNA. RefSeq lists its product as uncharacterized. The record is from RefSeq and is a predicted model, not a curated record. The transcript is spliced from 3 exons. Bases 29 to 676 code for a protein of 215 amino acids. NCBI's taxonomy places the organism in Eukaryota, Viridiplantae, Streptophyta, Magnoliopsida, Poales, Poaceae.
CGUCGUGCACAACACCCGGAAAGCUCUAAUGCUGCUGGGAGGGCAUUUCUCCUUCUCAGGCGACCUCCUCGCCGAGGACCGGAUGCUGGAGCAGGCCGGCUUCGCCGCCGACUCACCUGCCGCCGCACCCGUCACUUCCGACGCAACAGUGCAGGAGACGGAGGCGGCCGAGAACGAGGCGUGGCUGGAGCACAUGACGGCUGUGCUCCUCGGCAGCGGGAGGAGGCCGUUCCUGGCGGCGCUGACCGGGUGCCUGGGCUCUCCCGACGCCGGCCUGGUGGCCGCCUGCCUGACGACGGCGGGGUGGCUGAGCCGUUCCCUAGCAUCGUCGCCGCUCCGGGACACGCACACGGACAUGCAGCUCGCCGCGUUCUCGGCUCUGGUCCCGCGGCUGAAGCGGUGCCUGGCCGGCGGCGCCGCCCACCUGCAGCCCCGGCACAGGGUGCUCGCCGCCGUUACGCUGCACAACUUCAGCAAAAUCCCAGACUGCACGGUCCUGCUGAUGCUGCCUGGCCGACCUCGCCGAGCUGACCCGGACGGCCGGUCAACUGUACGCCGAGCUCCACGAGUGACGACGCUGACCUCGGGCCCACACGGGAGUCGCCGGGGCCGGCCUCUCGUGCUCUCCGCGCGGAAGAUUCAGCGGAGAAAAGUAUGCGCGGGAGGGAGGCGCUGAUAUUCUUUCACCAGGGCGCACACGGAUAUGCCUGCUGGAAAUUGUUCUCAACUGUUUCAGUAGCAGCUUCGUCGUCGACAGUGACAAGGGCUUAAAGGAUAAGAUCCAACUGUACAGUGUGAUAUCUUGUCUCUCCGUGGUUCUACAAAAUACGUACGAUGAGGCGCCGGCCGGCUGUAAAUACGCAAGUUGAUGCUUUAGACAGACACACGUUUGUGCAAGUUGCUUGUGCUUUUUCUAGGCCAUGUACUACUUGUACUAUAUGAAAUGAAAUAUCGUCGGUCUUUGAAUUGA